Molecule: messenger RNA, 1089 nt
Organism: Podarcis lilfordi (Lilford's wall lizard)
Lineage: Eukaryota; Metazoa; Chordata; Lepidosauria; Squamata; Lacertidae
Source: the annotation of a GenBank genome assembly
AUGUGGGAAGAGCUUCACUCGAAGUACAGUCUCACUUCCCAUCAAAGAAUUCAUACAGAGGAGAAACCCUAUCAAUGCCUUGAAUGUGGGAAGAGCUUCAGUCGAAAGUACAGUCUCACUUACCAUCAAAGAAGUCAUACAGGGCAGAAACCCUUUCAGUGCUUGGAAUGUGGAAAGAGCUUCAUUCACAGACAACAUCUCACUUCCCAUCAAAUAAUUCAUACCGGGGAGAAACCCUACCAGUGCUUCGAAUGUGGAAAGAGAUUCAGUCAUAUGUCACAUCUCACUUCCCAUCAAAACCUUCAUACUGGGGAGAAACCCUAUCAAUGCCUGGAAUGUGGAAAGAGCUUCCGUCACAGGCAGAGUCUCACUUCCCAUCAAAACCUUCAUACCGGGGAGAAACCCUAUCAGUGCCUCAAAUGUGGGAAGAGCUUCAGUCACAGGCACAGUCUCACUUCCCAUCACAGAAUUCAUACCGGGGAGAAACCCUAUCAAUGCCUGGAAUGUGGAAAGAGCUUCAGUCACAGGCAGAGUCUCACUUCCCAUCAAAGAAGUCAUACAGGGCAGAAACCCUUUCACUGCUUGGAAUGUGGAAAGAGCUUUAGUCGAAAGGACAGUCUCACUUCCCAUCAAAGAAUUCAUACCGGGAAGAAACCCUAUCAGUGCCUGGAAUGUGGAAAGAGCUUCAGUCACAGGCAGAGUCUCACUUCCCAUCAAAUAAUUCAUACCGGGGAGAAACCCUAUCAGUGCUUCGAAUGUGGGAAGCGCUUCAGUCACAGCCGCAGUCUCGCUUUGCAUCAAAGAAUUCAUACAGGGCAUAAACCCUAUCGGUGCUUGGAAUGCGGAAAGAGCUUCAGUCAGCGCAUCCAUCUCACUUCCCAUCACAGAAUUCAUACCGGGGAGAAAUCCUAUCAGUGCUUGAAAUGUGGAAAGAGCUUCAGUCGAAAGGACAAUCUCACUUCCCAUCACAGAAUUCAUACGGGGGAGAAAUCCUAUCAGUGCUUGAAAUGUGGAAAGAGCUUCAGUCGAAAGGACAAUCUCACUUCCCAUCACAGAAUUCAUACGGGGAGAAAUCCUAUCAGUGCUUGA